This is a messenger RNA of Spizellomyces punctatus DAOM BR117, 3745 nucleotides long. RefSeq lists its product as uncharacterized. The record is from RefSeq and is a predicted model, not a curated record. Gene Ontology annotation, cellular component: nucleus; CAF-1 complex. Bases 9 to 3548 code for a protein of 1179 amino acids. The transcript is spliced from 17 exons. Lineage: Eukaryota; Fungi; Chytridiomycota; Chytridiomycetes; Spizellomycetales; Spizellomycetaceae. Gene Ontology annotation, biological process: nucleosome assembly.
CGCCAACCAUGGUCGCGGAUAACGGGCCAAGGCGUGCCAGUGCACAGAAGCGAAGUGUAACAAAUGGAGAAACCUCGUCCAAACCCUCGACACCGUCUUCUACUUUGCACAAGUUCUUUCAACGAAAGGGAGCGGAUUCUUCCUCGCCAACUCCUGAGCGAACAGUUGUCGAAGGUACACUUCAUGUCGCAUCCGAGAGUAGUACCCAAGAAAGCGGUCUGGACCAAGACAGGGCAAGCGAGGCGAAGACUGCAAAGAAGCGCAAAGAACCCAACGAAUUAAACGAAAUCCCGAGGCCGUCCGGCACCGUUCGUGAAGCAGUCUCUCCAACGCAGAUUGAUCAGGAAACAUCCACCAUAUUAGCAACAGAACAUUCGUCACGUAAAAAGCAGAAACUCCAGCAUGAACAUGGGAAAGAAGGAGAUACAGCACCGUUUCCGGUCGAUAUCAGCAAGGGGAAAGUCGUAUUUUUAGAAAAGAAGAUGAAUUUCUCAAGGCAUCCGUCGACUGUGUCCGAGCUGGCUGCCUUUUUCGAAUUUAAGCAGGAACAGAGUUCAGCUGCAUUGGACGAAAUACCAUCGCAAUUCCGAGGCCUCUUGGCGAAAUUAAUAGAGGAAAGUCCCCUCGAGCUGCAGAUGUUGGCUGAAAGCGUUAGGGAAGCGCUCUGUCCCCCUUCCUUUGAUGACCAGGAGGAAGAUGAAGAUUUUAUUCGGUCCGAGUCGAUCCAAGCUGGGAUCCAAGCGAUCGCAGAACGGCAAAAUUAUGGCAUACAAUGGAGAGGCUCCACUUGCCCGAAAUUGGCAGUCUGGCGAUGGGAAGUGCAAGAUCUAUCCUUAUUCACCAGUGAAAUGGCGGAUCACAUUCGUCAAAGACGGGCAAAACGACGCCAGGCAGCUAGGAUUUUGCACGACAUUUUCGAAAAACUUUCUGUGGAAGAACAAACGAAAUUGCUACCCGGCGACUGUAGUCCGCGUAAUGACCAGAAGAGGGUGGAGGCAGAAGCCAGAAAUGCUGCCAGAUUAGCUGAAAAAGACGCGAAAUUGAAGUUGAAGGAACAGAGAGCUGCUGAAAAGGCUGCGGAAAAAGCUGAGAGAGAAAGGAAAGCGGCAGAAAAAGCGGCGGAAAAGGUCGAGAAGGAACGAAUAGCGGCGGAGAAAAAGGCUGAGAAGGAGAGGAAAGUCGCAGAGAAAAAGGCGGAGAAGGAGAAAUUGGAGGCAGAAAAGCAGGCAGCCCGAGAAGCGGAGGAGGCAGCAAAGGCCAAACAGUUGAGUAUCGCAGGGUUUUUCUCGCGCCGAAAGAAAGACGAGACGAAAGAAGAAUUACCGGUGCCAGUUAAAUCAGAAACGCAGACCUUCUGGGAACAUUUCCCGCCGUUCCAUAAAAAGGAGCGAGUCUUCCAUGCUCCUUAUAAUAGGUUCUGGAGAGAAUUGCCACCAGACAUUGUUGACACCCUGUUCAAGGAUGAGGAAGUCUCAUUACCAUGCUUUCCUCGCAUCAUCAAUGGAACGGCUCAGCAAUCUGAGGGAAAACCUACGGAUGCUAUGGAUAUAGAUAAAGAUGAUACUCUGAGCACACUUGGAAAGGUGAAGUGGAAGUUACUGCAAUUUCACGAGAACUUUCGGCCAGCGUACUGGGGAACAUGGUCAAAGAAAAGCACUCGGGUUACGGGGAGAAGACCUUUUGCCAAAGACAUCGACCUGCUGGAGUAUGAUUAUGACAGCGAAGCAGAGUGGGAGGAGGAAGAACCUGGGGAAGAGCUGCGGAGUGAUGAUGAGGAUGAGGAGGACGGGUCAGAGGUGGGCGAUGCCGAUGAGGACGAGGAUAAUUGGUUGGUUCCACAUGGCUACUUGUCAGAUGAUGAAGGGGUGGAGAAGGAUGCGGAAGAUGAAGUGGAGGCCAUCAAGCGCGCUCAACAAAUUGUCCCAACAUCCAAACGAGCAAAGGAGCGACCAAAAUGGGGCGUGCUGGCAGCCUUGGUUCCCGAUAUAAAAGGACCUCAUUUGGUUAAUGCGUACGAGGUGGACGAUACGACACACCCGUUGAGUCAGUAUCGUGCGCAAUCUCUCCUGGAUAUCUGCGUGAACAUUGACCCGUUCGAAAGUGGUGCAAUGAAAGAGGACCCACAGACUGUACUUGAUAAUGGUACAGUAAAAGAUACGACGGUGAGGAAAACUCCCGGAAGCAAGAAGGCAGCUUUCCCAGAGGAACGCAUUUCGGAAUUGAUUCAGAUGAUCUCCGGGCGGACCGAAGGAAUAUCUAAAUUGGUGGAUGAAAUCAAGAGCAGAUGCCCCGAAGUCUCCAAAGCGCAAAUUGAAGCAAAGAUAAGAGAAGUGGCAGUGAGGGAAAAGCAAGGAAAUGAUCAGAAACCGCGCUGGCAUAUUCGGGAUGGCACUCGUUCUGUGGCAUCCCUACCCGGGACGGCAUCAAGAGUUGCACCUUCAAGUCCCGGCUCUAUUCUUGGCUAUCUGAGUCCCAAAGCUUCAAGACCUGAGACACCGAUUGGCACCCCGUCGCGACGUGCAGCGGCUGAGAAUCUUCAAGAGUCGCCAUUGAAACGGCUUUUAAGCACGCCGGUCAGAAAGAUCAUGAAAGCUGAUGAUCGGGUGUCUGUCGUUAUCCCCUCUCCCGACAUUGUCUCUUGCAAACCGGAGGAGUUUGCCACAAUCGUAACGACAUUGGAAACCUCUGCCACAACUACGCCGGACACAUGCGUGAACCUUCUUACAACCUCCAAAGCGAUAACAUAUCGCGUUUAUGACAUGCCUGUAGAGUUGGUUUCAACACUAUUGCAAGUAGCCGGCAAUAGUGAGACCACUGGUUCCCUUCGAAGUAAAUGCCUGCGAGUAUUAGGAAAUUACGUGUCUGUUCUGGAACAGCAUUUGCGAAAGGAUGGCAGUGUGUCACAAAUGGAAGAGAAUAGAAAACGAUGGAAGUCUGUCCUGGACCAGCCAGAGAUUUUUAACUGCAUGGAUAGAAAUUUGGUGGUGUCUGAAGAGAACGGUGCUACUUCCCUUGUGGUGAAAAACGCAUUACGGUUACUUGUGUUUCUAGUCCAGUCAACCGAUCCUAUGAUUCGGCCACUUGUCGACGAUCUCCGUAGGCAGAUUGCACAGCGAUGGAUGAGCCAGUUGGUCAACAUGCUGGAGGAUAGCCCUGUAGAAGUUGUGGGGUACUGUGUGGCACUGAUCGAUUCGGCGGUCGAUAUAUAUGAGGGUUUUAACGGUUCGAAACAGUGGGAGCUGAUAGAGCGACUUUUGCCAUACUUCAGAAAGUUAGAGCUAUACCGAGGCCCAGAUGGUGUACUCCGGGAUAAGUAUAUGGGAGUAAAGAAAUAUGCUCUCAGAAUACUAGUGGCAUUCAUGACUCGAGAGGAGUGGAAACUCGCGAAUACCCCAUACUCCCAUAGUCAGGCGAUCAUCGAUGCCCUAACAGAUAUGAAGGUCGCUAACGAGAAUCAAAUCUUAUUCCGAGCAGUGGAUGAGUGUCUGACGUUGGUUGGUGCCACGGAAUCGCAUAGUCUUCCGAUGGAAAUAGAUGGCGAGGAAUAGGAAUAGAAUAGCAUAACUGUGGGCUUACUUCUGUUGCGAGAAGGAUGAUGUACAUUGUAUUAUAGAUUUCGUUGUUUCAUUUAUGGAUUCUGCGACCGAUUCUAGGUGUUUGUAAGAGCGUUAUCGUAUGAUCACAAACCAUAACUGCGACGCCGAUGUAAAUGGCAGAUCAUUAUGGGGCUGCACAUAGUUUGGAC